UUUCUAUCUGUGCUAAAUUUGAAUGCUUUCCUUUUGUUCUCUGUUCUUCUCCCCUGUUUCUUCUCUGUUCUUCAACUCCUCUUUCCUCAGUACUCCCUUUCUGUCUCUAUAUUUCCUUCAAAACCCAUCCUUUAUUUUGAAUAAACUUUCAAUGUUCUCCCUUUGAUUGCCCUCCUAAAAACCAUUUGUGUUUCUGCCUUUCUGGGUCUUUCUUUGGCUCUGCUUUUUUCUCUGCUUCAACACUUUUGUUCUUCAACAGCAAAAGGAAAAGAACUUUUUUUUUUUGGUGUGGCGGUUUCUUGUAGUGAAAUAUACAAAAAGGGAUAUAAAUUUUCUCUUUUCUUUUUGAAGGAUAUUUAUAUUCCUUUUUUUCCCUCUUGCCUUUCAGUUUCAGUUAUUGGAUUCUUUUUGUUUUUCUCUCUCUCCCAUGAUCACAAAAAUUGCUUGAUUUUCGCCUGAUCCUGCAAAAACCACCUUUCCUUUUAUUCUUAACAAAGUUACAUUAAUAAAUAACGGUUAAAACCCCAUAAGAAAAACCCUGGCUUUCAUUUAUUUUGCUAACUCCCUCUCCUUUCCAGCAACCUCCUUUAGCCUUAAGGUUCAUCCCCCUUCUUUUUUUUUUUUUUCCUUCAAAAGCUUUCAUAUUUUUUGUAACAAAAACAUGGGUAAUUCUUGGUUUCUAGGAAUAUUAUUACCAAUAUUCCUUUGUCUUUAUCUCUUUGGUGGUUUUGUCAAUGGUCUUGGUGUGAAUUGGGGUACUAUGGCAACACAUAAACUGCCUCCCAAAACGGUGGUUCAGAUGAUUAAAGACAAUGGGAUAAAAAAAGUGAAGCUUUUUGAUGCAGAUUCAAAUACUAUGAGUGCUCUUGCAGGAAGUGACCUUGAAGUCAUGGUUGCUAUUCCUAAUGAUCAGCUUCUUGCUAUGAAUAGCUAUGAUCGUGCUAAAGAAUGGGUUAGGAGGAACGUCACAAGAUAUAACUUCAACGGAGGUGUUAACAUUAAGUAUGUAGCUGUUGGCAAUGAGCCGUUUCUCACAACCUAUAAUGGCUCCUUUGUAAACAUCACAUUCCCUGCACUUCAAAAUAUUCAAAAUGCACUUAAUGAUGCUGGGGUUGGAGACUCCAUUAAGGCUACUGUGCCCUUAAAUGCUGAUGUCUACAAUUCACCAGAGAGCAACCCUGUUCCAUCUGCUGGCCGGUUCCGGUCUGAUAUCAGUGGAAUUAUGACGCAAAUUGUUGAUUUUUUAAGCAAGAACAGUGCACCUUUCACCGUAAACAUCUACCCUUUCCUCAGUCUCUAUGGAAACGACGACUUCCCCUUUAAUUAUGCUUUCUUUGAUGGAGGAACCCCUAUUACCGAUAAUGGGAUUCAGUAUACUAAUGUUUUCGAUGCCAACUUUGACACAUUGGUUUCAGCUCUGAAAGCAGUAGGGCAUGGUGACAUGACCAUUAUUGUCGGGGAAGUGGGUUGGCCUACAGAUGGGGACAAGAAUGCCAACGUGGCUAAUGCUCAGAGAUUUUAUAACGGGCUUAUGCCUAGACUUGCAGCCAACACAGGCACACCCCUGAGGCCUGGCUAUAUAGAAGUUUACCUGUUUGGCCUUAUAGAUGAGGAUGCCAAGAGCAUUGCUCCAGGAAAUUUUGAGCGUCAUUGGGGAAUCUAUAGGUAUGAUGGGCAGCCUAAAUUUCCACUAGAUCUUUCUGGCCAGAAUCAAAACAGGUUUCUUAUCGGUGCUCAAAAUGUUGAAUAUCUUCCUCAAAAAUGGUGUACGUUCAAUCCAAAUGCAAAGGACCUUAGCAAACUUGCGGACAACAUAAACUAUGCUUGCACCUUCUCAGAUUGCACAGCACUCGGGUAUGGAUCUUCUUGUAACAACCUUGAUGCCAAUGGAAAUGCUUCCUUUGCAUUUAAUAUGUACUACCAGGUGCAAAAUCAGAAUGACAUGGCCUGUAAUUUUCAAGGUCUGGGCACGGUUACUACACAGAACCUUUCACAAGGGACUUGCAAUUUUAUCAUUCAGAUUGCUUCUUCUUCUUCUUCUGUAGGUCCCUCACUGGUGGGAAUAGCAUUUUUAACAGUGUUAACAUCUCUAUUACUAUAAAUUUGAUUCUGUAGAUAACUGGGCUGUACUACUUUUAGCAGUUUCUUUUUCCUAGCUUCUUUUUGUAUGUUACAGACUCUUGGGUUAUUUUUUUUUUAUCAAUUGAUUUAAUAAAAAUUUCUGAUUUUACUGCUCCCUAA
Molecule: messenger RNA, 2241 nt
Organism: Theobroma cacao (cacao)
Lineage: Eukaryota; Viridiplantae; Streptophyta; Magnoliopsida; Malvales; Malvaceae
Product: glucan endo-1,3-beta-glucosidase 8-like
Biological process (GO): carbohydrate metabolic process
Molecular function (GO): hydrolase activity, hydrolyzing O-glycosyl compounds
Source: RefSeq, a predicted model, not a curated record